Molecule: messenger RNA, 1949 nt
Organism: Aspergillus sclerotioniger CBS 115572
Lineage: Eukaryota; Fungi; Ascomycota; Eurotiomycetes; Eurotiales; Aspergillaceae
Product: FAD-binding domain-containing protein
Exons: 4
Coding region: 185-1774 (529 amino acids)
Molecular function (GO): FAD binding
Source: RefSeq, a predicted model, not a curated record
ACUAAGCUCCUGUCAGCCGCCAUCAAGCGAGCCGGGCUGCCGCUAGGGGCAAGCCCGAAGCUAUAGCGUUUGCAGCUGCCGUUGCGGGCUAUAAAGGAAUGAGCCCCCUGCGCAAGUCAACGCCUCCUGAAACCUCUCCGACUCCUGCUCCAUUCCUUAUCUGCGCUGGUUCCUGCCAAGCACCAUGCUGACCGGAGCCCUGUUGAUCGCCGCUCUGGCCGCCCGCGCGACCGCGCUGGACAACACCACCAGUCACAUUGUGGCCAAAUUGGCCUCGUAUGGUGUUGACGCCUACGAGUAUUUCAACUCGAGUGUGCUGUCGGACUCCUCGCUGCACUCGCGGUCAUUGGGAUUCUGCUCGGAGCUGUGUUCCGCGCUUCCCCGGCUCUAUCCCGGACACGUGCUGCAACGCUCCACCUCCGCUUACUCGACCUGGGACGCCAGUUUCUGGUCGCAGCAGCAGGAGGAGGUCGAUCCCGCUUGCGUUUUCCAACCGGCCACUGCCGUCGAGGUCGCCGUUGGCCUGCUGCUGACAGAGCUGACGCUGUGUCCGUUUGCUGUCAAGAGUGGUGGUCAUGCUGCCUUUGCCGGUGCCUCCAACAUUCAGGAUGGCCUGACAAUCGAUCUGGUCUCGCUGAACUCCACGGUCUUAUCCAAAGACUCCACCAUUGCCUCGGUUGGCCCGGGCAACCGCUGGGUGGAUGUCUAUGACUGGCUUGAACCGAAGAACUUGUCGGUCAUUGGUGGCCGCGUGUCCGACAUUGGCGUGGGUGGCCUAACUUUGGGAGGCGGCAUUUCCUUCUUCUCUGGUAUCCAUGGUUGGGCCUGUGACAAUGUGGCCGACUACGAGGUUGUUUUGGCUGAUGGCAGCAUCGUUAAUGUCAAUCUGGACACCCUCCCCGAUCUUUACUGGGCCUUGCGUGGCGGAGGCAACAACUUUGGUAUUGUCACCCGCUUCGACCUGACAACGCACACCCAAGGCCUCAUGUGGGGAGGCUCACGCGUCUGGUUGGAGAACUACCAGGCCGACAUCUUGCAGUCGCUGGUUAACUUUGGCAAUGAUUCGCCCUCGGACCCCAACGCGGCGCUGAUCGUGUCGGUGGCCUACGCAGAAGGUCUGUACCUGUUCGUCGCAGACCUGGAGUACGCCAAGCCGGUGGCCAAUCCGCCAAUCUUCGACGGCUUCAACAGCACCGGGGCUCUGGAAGACACCAUGGCCAUCCGCAGUCUUUCUAACAUCACUCUCCUGUUCAAGGAAGACAAUCCUAACGGUCUGCGCGAGAGCUACUGGACCGGCACCGUCCAGCUCGACUACGACCUGGCAACCAACAUCACCAACAUGUUCAAGCAGGAAAUCGUUCCCAUUCAGAACGUGACUGGCCUCGUGCCCGCUCUCGUCUGGCAGGUGAUCAGCACCAACACCAUGGAGCACAUGACCAAGAACGGGGGCAACGCGCUCGGACUCGAUGCGACGGACGGACCCUUGCUUCUGAUCAACCUCGCCUUCAUGUGGGAUGAUGAGUCUGAUGAUGCAGCAGUGAUGGCCGUCCUGGGCUCGAUCACGGCAAAGGCCCUCUCGGCAGCCAAGGCUCGGGGAUUGGACAAUGACUAUCUGUACAUGAACUACGCCAGUCAGUACCAGUCUGUCGUGCCGUCUUAUGGAAAGACCAACCAGGCGCGCUUGCAGUCCAUCUCGCGCAAGUAUGAUCCUUUGCAGGUGUUUGAGAAUUUGCAGCCGGGAUACUUUAAGCUUGAUGGGGGGUUGGCUCUGUAAUGCUGUGUCUUUCUUUGGCGGUGAAUUAACAUCACGGUUUACUAUGUACAAUAGAGAAAAGCAGGCGCUCAGUGCGGUUUCUGUGGAGGCUUGAGGCUUAAUUCUCGGUAUAAUAUGUCGUAUUUUAUUCAGCAUAUACUAGAAGUAGAGUAGAGAAUAAUAUAAUGCAAUUCAG